Messenger RNA from Hypoxylon trugodes, 2962 nucleotides. RefSeq lists its product as uncharacterized. The coding region runs from base 1 to 2703 and encodes 900 amino acids. The record is from RefSeq and is a predicted model, not a curated record. Lineage: Eukaryota; Fungi; Ascomycota; Sordariomycetes; Xylariales; Hypoxylaceae. Gene Ontology annotation, biological process: DNA repair. The transcript has 7 exons.
AUGGCUGCGGUCGGGCAGGUGUUUGCUGAUAUGUCGGUCGCCGUUGCUUCUCACAUUGUUGAUAACGGUAAGAUUGGAAGCUGCCAGGAAAUCGGCGACUCCUUGGUGGGCGCCGACAGGGAAGGUACCGCUAACAACUGGGAAGUCGAGCACCAGAUAAUCGCCGAGGCGACUUUAGUCGUCGCACCCCAGCCGCACGUCACAAACCCCGACACUUUAGACAUCGCCGGCCACCACCUUAUCACCAAAACUCACAAGUCGCCAGAUGACCACACCAUGGCUAGCCACUCCAGCAAACAUAAGCUUGAAGAUGCGGACGACUACAGUCCAAAAAUUUCGAGCGCCGCUAAGCGUCGUCAAUCGGGUUCCAGGCCAUACACCCGCAGCCAAGCGGCGUCUGUCGUGCCCGCUGUGCCUUCCGCCUAUGUCUCUAGCAUUACUCCUUCAUCUUUCUCGGUCGGCUUACAUGACAAUAAGCCGACUCCUUCUGGCCCGCCGCCGGUUUGGUCCGAGAAGCGCGCUGCCCUGAAUGACGCCCUCCCAUACUUUAAAGCCCACCAGGGUGGAAUGUAUUCCACUAAGAAGGUCGCUAAGGGAAUACUUAUUGACAGUGAAGUCGGCGUUCGUGAUUCCUUUUCUAGCCAGGUGAUCAUUACGUCGAUUGGCGGCGGCCGUGUCCGCGAUAAUGAAACCAAGAAGAUGGUCAGGGUAGAGGACCACAACAGCGCAAGCAGAUACCUCCAGUGCUUUGAGAAUGCGAAAGCUGGGAACCUUUGUUUUCCUAUCGUUGCUGGUGCAGGGAAUAGACUUUGGCCGGUCAAACCGCCGCAUUACUAUACCGUGCUUGAUUACUUCCACGUCACGGAUAUAUGGUGUGAACUGGCUGAUGGAGGUCAAAAGAAAUCCGUAAAAACCUAUAUGAUCCGGUUAGAAAAGGUCGACUUGGCUUCCAAGUCUUGGUGGACGCCUAAUGGUUGUGAUGGCCACGACGCGGACGAAUACGAAAUCGGCGAGUAUUCUUGCUCAUCUAGAAUAUGCCAGGACUGCCAAGUAUCAAGCAAGGAAAUGUUCACGCAAGGCUGGGCCUGCAUGAACAAGGACUGUGCUCGGUUCUUUGAGUUUGAUCACUCCAUCGAUAUAGAUAAACUGACAUACGCCGAUGCCUUUCUCCGGGAGCGAACCGCCUAUACUGGUACGCAGGAAAACGGCCCGCUGGUACCAGAGCUACCCAUCAGUGACGAUAGUGAGUCCGGUAGCGAGGAGAGAUUCAAACAAGGAAUCGUAUGCCCUCAGUGCAGGUGCUGUUCAAGACGCAUCCACUGGAGUUAUUGGGACUGUGAAAACAAAGAGUGCGACUUCAGGUACAGGGUGGACCUGAAUAUAAUUACCCCGGAGCAGAUAAAGCUAGAGGAUGAAAACCUCAGACGCCAGAAACGCCCAGAGAAACUGGAUUUCGCCGACCCGAUCAUUAGGGUUGCAGAGUUUAGACUAGAAAAGGCCAUGAUAACGAUAUAUCUCAUGCCGGACGAGAACGGCGAGAACAUAGGUAUUGUUUCUCGGAUUAGGCCCGACCAGGAUGUUAUAGAGAGACAGGGCGGACUGAACGACAUAUUUCUUGCCCUUCAAGAAUUAGACAUGGGACUCAAGAGGCGACCCGCCAAGAAUCCUGGGGCUCGAGUCGAAGAAAUGACAUCGCAUUUCUCGGCCAAUUUUGGCGCACCGUACAAGUUCGGUGUAGUUGUUGAUGGCACGAUUGCCUUCAUAGAUGCCCCUAGCACAAUUCUCGAGAUAGUCUCUCGCAUCACUUGGGCGGGAAAGACGGCAGUAGAGGUCGGUACAGAUUUGAUCGAGAAAGAAAAUAUCCCUGUGGUUGAAGGAGCAAUCCCCAAAGAAUUUGAACCAUAUAAUGAGUUACUGGCUUUGGGAUAUUUCGAGAAGUCUAAGAUAAGCCCUCACGACGACGGCGAGAAGGAACUGGGGCCGAAUGUAGCAUCACUGUCACUUGGUUCGCCUUCGGUGAUGAAGUUUGCGCCGAAGAAAGGUGUGAACAUUGGUAGCGCUAAGGACAUAGAGAACAAGAACAGAAAGCCGGUUCUUUCUUUAUUGCUUGAGCACGGCGACAUGCUUGUUAUGCAUGGGGAAAUAAUUCAAAAACUAUAUCUGCAUGAGGUGAAUCCUUACGGCGGACGUCGAUUUGCCCUGACUUGUCGCAAGAUAAAGGAGGAGACAAUCCCGGAUGCGAAGCAGCGCGAGCUUGCCACUGUCAAUGGAAAAAUGCCGGAUGACUGGAACGGUAUUCGAUAUAACGGUCAGAUUGACCAAUUGCAGUCACGUACUACUGGGGAGGUCGUUGAGCGACCUGGCACCCCGAAGCUGAGUCGGCGUUCAGGCGAGCCUGACAGUACUGCACGUAACUAUAACGAAUCAGUUCCGGAUGAAGGGAUUUCCAACGACAAUGCUGUCCCUGAUUCGGCCGACCAAGGUCAAACGGCGGAGGAUGGCUUGAGUAAUGAGGAAGACGGAUUGGGCGCAACCUCUCCUCAACCCUCCACAGAAAGGUUCCUCGCUUUCAUGCAGCGGACCCAAAACGAGAUCAAUUCGGAUCCAACUUUGAUAUCCCAACUGCAGCCCAACGAGAUGCGAGAAGCACAUGAAUUCGGCAUGAAUCUAUGCAAAAUGACUUUUGCUGCCCAGGGGCCUUGAGCCACAAUACGAGCUUUAGGUCACUCGGUGGUUAUCGGCGUAUCUUUUUUUUUCUUCUUCAGCAUUAAACUCGGCGAUCGCAAAAUUGCAACUGUUUUUUAUCGGCGAUUUACGGUUGCUACUUUUUAUAUCCGCAAUCUACUUAAUGGCCUCUUCAUAGAGGUUAUUUUCGGGAAACGGCGGUGGCUAGAUUUCGAGGAUUAGAUUUGGAGGGGCUCGGGAGUGGUUAUAAAGGUUACUCCGGUGUCAACAUUUAUGC